This is a messenger RNA of Miscanthus lutarioriparius, 387 nucleotides long. Lineage: Eukaryota; Viridiplantae; Streptophyta; Magnoliopsida; Poales; Poaceae. The record is from the annotation of a GenBank genome assembly.
AUGGACCCAAGCACGGCGCCUUGGAACCUGAGCCAAGCGACGGCCUCCCACCCAACGUCCUCGGGUAGCAUCGCCGCGGCGGCGCCCACGCAGAGCGUGCCGGCCGCGGCAAAGACGGCGGUCGCGAGUGCGCUCCGCGGCAGCGGGGGAGGCCGCGGGUGCGGGGACUCGGUGAGGAGGAGCGCGAGCGCGAGGAGCCCCGUGGCGGCGAAAGCGAGGAACGGCUCGAGCGCGAGGAGGAAACCGAUGGGGAUGCCGAGGAGCGGGUGGCGGCGGCCGCGCGGGGACACCGCGAGGUGGAGCGCCGAAGCGGCGGCCGAGACCACGGCUUGGAAGGCGAAGACGGCGAGCCACCGCUGGCCGACGGCGUCGCGGUGCGCGCACUAG